GCAGAACACUGACUAAAAUUAACUAUAUAUUGGGUUACAAACCAAGUCUUAGCAAAUUUCAAAGGAUUAAAAAUGACUAAAGCACAUUUUCUGAGCACAACAGUCUUAAUCUGGUAAUCAACAAUAAGAAGAUAACUAGAAAACCCCAAUUGUUUGGAAAUGAAAGAGUAGAUUUCUAAAUAACCCAUGGGUCAGGAAGAAACUACAACGAAAAUGAGAAAAUAUUCUGAACUCAUUAAAUGAUAAUGAAAAUGCAACAUCGAACUGAUGGGUGUGCAGUUAAAGCUUUGUUUAGAAGGAAAUUUAUAACCUUAAGUAAAUGUAUUAGAAAAGAGGAAAGGAAGAAAGGCUGAAUGUCAAUUAUAUAAGUAUCCAUCUCAGAAGCUACAAAAUAAUUAGCAAAUAAAGUGAGUGAAUGACCGUGUGUAGCUACCUGAGGAGUGUGUGUGAGGGGAGGGAGAUCUGGUUCUGUGUGGGAAGAGCACUGUAAGCAGACCAGCCAUGGGCUCAGGCUGCCUUGGUUUACAGCUCAGCAACUCCCCAUACCUUCAGUAUCUGGGAAUCUUUGGGCAACUCUUCUCCUUUCUAUCUGUUUUCAUAUUGAUACAAUGGAAAGGAAGUUCCCACCUCCUGACUUCGUUAUGAGUUUUAAAUGAGUUACUAUAUACAAACGUUUAGAAUGGUGCUUAGCAUCUGAUUAUUUUGAGCAUCUAUGUCUCUGUGAGAAUGAGUCACAUCUCACAGGCCCCCAGUCUGCAUCUGCCCUGCUCUACAGGUACGAGCAGAGCACCAAGUUCCACACGAUGACAAAGUUCUGGCAUUCCUGCAGACCCAGUUCCAACACUCCAGCCCUCCUGUGCCUCCCUUUUGUACUGCUGCUUGAUGGCCAUCCCCAAGAGUCCUCUGAGCCCAGUGCCCUGGGAACAGGAAGGCUUCCUGCGUGUGAAGGUGGAGGAUGAGGAGGCCACCCUCUCUGAGAUCCAGGAAUCUAGCUCUGGCCACACUGCCCACCCUGAGGCUGCUCGUCUUCGCUUCCGGCGCUUCUGCUAUGAGGAGGCAUCCAACCCACAUGAGGCCCUGGCCCGGCUGCGUGAGCUGUGCCACCAGUGGCUGCAGCCCGAGGCGCACUCCAAGGAGCAGAUGCUGGAGCUGCUGGUGCUGGAGCAGUUCCUGGGGGCGCUGCCCCCCAAGAUGCAGUCCUGGGUGGGUGCCCAGUUCCCCAAGAGUGGUGAGGAGGCUGCCAUGCUGGUGGAAGGAUGGGACCCGAAAGCCAAGCUCUCAGAGGCAAACUGCAUGCAGAGUGAUUUGGAAGAGUCAGAGCCAUUAGACAGAGCCACUGAAACCCUUAUGGGAGGUAUUUCCCUGGGACCCACCUUUGGUGAUGCUUGUGAACCUGAGGGCAGCUCAGAGAGGCAGGCAGGACUCUCGGGGGAAACCUGGACGAAGUCUGUCCCCCAAGAGAUGGAUUUGAGGGAAACUUCAGAGCCUCACAAGGAUGUUCCCAUUGACCAGCCCAGCUGUGAAUCUGGUGCCUUGGGGAAUAGUCCCAAUGUGUGGCCAAAUUUCACCUCAAAAGAGAAGACACCAGAAGAGAAAUUUGAUGCAGUAGAUGGUGAUAGGACAGAGCCUCCAUGCAUAUACUCAGGGAGGAGGUCUUCCAAGUGUGGUGAAUGUGGAAAAACAUUCCAGAGCCCCUCAGCCCUCGAGACACAUCAGAAGAGCCAUUCUCGGAAGACACCCUACACCUGUAGUGACUGUGGGAAAGCUUUCAGCCGGAGCACUCACUUAGCCCAGCAUCAGGUCAUCCACACCGGGGCAAAGCCCCAUGAGUGUAAAGAGUGUGGGAAGGCCUUCAGCCGGGUCACCCACCUAACUCAGCACCAGAGGAUCCACACUGGAGAAAAACCCUACAAGUGUGGGGAAUGUGGCAAAACCUUCAGCCGCAGUACCCAUCUCACUCAGCACCAGCGGGUGCACACAGGGGAGAGGCCCUAUGAGUGUGAAGAGUGUGGGAAGGCCUUCAGCCAGAGCACCCAUCUGACUCAGCACCAGCGCAUCCACACUGGGGAGAAGCCCUACAAGUGUGACGCUUGUGGGAGAGCCUUUAGUGACUGCUCAGCUCUGAUCCGCCACCUGAGAAUCCACUCCGGAGAGAAGCCAUAUCAGUGUAAGGUUUGUCCGAAGGCCUUUGCACAGAGCUCCUCCCUCACUGAGCACCAGAGAAUCCACACGGGAGAGAAGCCAUACAAGUGCAGUGACUGUGGGAAGGCCUUUAGCCGCAGCUCAGCCCUCAUGGUUCACCUGAGAAUCCACAUCACAGUCCUUCAGUAACCAAAGAAAGCCCUUGGGACACAGAACAACUUCCCCUCGGAGGAUCAACAUCUAAAAGAAACCCUAAGUUCCAAAGGAACAGAGAACAGGGUGGGUGAUUGAUAGUACCCUAAAAUGAUAAGGUGCUUCUGGGCAGAUUCUGGGGCUGUCUGGGAACAACUCUGCGUUUGGAGACCCAGAUGGAGGCACCUGAUGAACACAGAGCUAUUCAGGCCAGCAGGAGAAUCUUCCAGAAGGAUCCUGCUUCUCUCUAUACCCCACUCAGGCCCAUCUCAGAGAAAGGACAGCUGAGCUGAGGACCUGGAUUGGUCUUCAGAGCCAUGACAAUUGGAGUAAAGUUUCUGUCGGGACUCAGUGGUCCCAAGUUGCUCUGGGCAGAAAGGCUCCAGCUUCAUGUUUCCAUGUAGCUGCUCUUACCUUUUCUUACUUUUUAACUUACCUGGUAAGCUGAACUUACCUCUUAGCUUUUCCUCUCCCGCUUAGCCCAGGAGGGAUGACAGCCCAUGCCCACCUCUGUGCCUUCACACCUACUCUUUUGCUCCACCUGUUCAUGUCUAACUCCAAGGCCAACCUGUGGGGCUGCCUUUUCUGUGAGGCCUUCUCCAGGCCCCCAGUCUCUCUCACAUUCUCCCUAAUCAAGGGUGUGACAUGAUGCUUGCGCAGCAUCUGUUUCUCUUUGCCCUCUUCUUCUAUGUCCCAUCAGUCAUCAGCCCUGUUGGCUUUACCAAAAACUCACCUCUAAUCCGCCUUCACCAUUGUCACCUUCUGUGAGCCCUCAUCACCUCAUCUGGAUUGCAGCUGGGGUCUCCUGCCUUCAUUCUCUCCUCUGACUUCCCCCGAUAUUUCUUUCUCCACACCAGCCUCCAGGGGGCUCUUUCUGCAAGCCAGACCUGAUUGUGUCACUCCGUAGUAGAAAGCUCUCCAAUGCACCCCCUUCUUUGGCAAAGCUUCCUGAAUGGGUUACAAGUAUGCCAAGACAUAAGUCUUGGCCCCAAACAACCUCUCCAGGUACCCUUAUAUGUGUAUGUGAAAACUGUCAUUUUUCUAUGUGUUCAGUGAUGUGAAAAUGGUUUCAAAGAACUGCCCUUAGGGAUAUAUGUCAAACUCCUUCACCUGCCAUUCAUGAUCAUUUGUGACCUGACGCCCCCGUUCAUCUCCUCCUGUGGUAGCCCCACCUUCCACACACCAGCCCUGUGGAACUACUUGUGGUUCCUGAAGAAGCCAUAUUUCCCCCCACCUACGUGCCUCUGUACCUGUGCCUGCAAACCUUCUCUCCUUUCCUCCUAGAUGUUUCACAUAUCCCUCUCUAACAAAACCCUCCCUACUUCCUUGAGCUGACUUCAACUUGCCUUCUUUGCUUCCAGAGCACCUCCUUAACUUCUCUUUAACUUCCUACCAUGUUGUAUUUACUGCUUCCAGAGCUUACAGUCUGUGUUUCCCAAAGAGACUGUGAGCUUCCAAGAGCAAGGACCUUGUCUUAUCCUCAGUAUCCACAGCACAGGAUGCAGUAAGCUCUGACCAGUGUCUGUUGAAUGAUUAUACCAUUACUGGUGCCUUCCUGGAGGCAGUUGCCAUGCUCCACCCUGCGACCUGAGAAAGGUUGCUGUCUCCCUGACACCCUGCAGGGCAAGAAGAAUCUUAUUUUCCUAGAGCCCCAGCACUCAGACAAGCCUAGCAUACAGUGGCCUCAAUAAAAUGUUACCAUAUUGAGUCUGCCCUUUCUAUCGCCCCAGAAUUCCCUGGACUCAGUGGUUGCCAGCAUGCUGUCAGUGCUUUCUGGCCUUCUCUCACAGUUCUGUAUCCCUGCCCCUCUUUCAGGGUCCAUGUCUGUAACUGGAUGUCACUGCUUCUGUUCUUAACUUUUAGGGUGU
Lontra canadensis (Northern American river otter) is the source of this 4202-nucleotide messenger RNA. RefSeq names its product zinc finger and SCAN domain containing 22 (gene ZSCAN22). Gene Ontology annotation, molecular function: DNA-binding transcription factor activity, RNA polymerase II-specific; RNA polymerase II cis-regulatory region sequence-specific DNA binding. Gene Ontology annotation, biological process: regulation of transcription by RNA polymerase II. The coding region runs from base 883 to 2331 and encodes 482 amino acids. NCBI's taxonomy places the organism in Eukaryota, Metazoa, Chordata, Mammalia, Carnivora, Mustelidae. The record is from RefSeq and is a predicted model, not a curated record. The transcript is spliced from 2 exons.